GAAAAUAGAAAGAAAAUGAAAAAGGGAAGUAGAGAGAGAAAGAGAGGAGAGAGAAGAGGGAGCUGAAGCAGGAAGGCACCGGUAUAAUAGGAAGGGGGGGAAGGUUUUUUUGGCAUUCUCUGUAACGGCGUUUUUUCCCGGAUUCCAAAGAGAUAAAAACAAGAGAGAGAGAGAGAGAGAGAGAGGAGAGAACAAGGCGAGAGUAGAAGAGAAGCAAAAGCGGGUUUUAGAGCUCUUCCAAAAACGGUUCUGUAACGGCAGCCAAAGGCGGGGGAAGGGGCGGCUACUGCUGGAGCGUUACAGUUUUCAUCAUCAUCUUCUCCUCCUUCUUCUUCUUCUUCUUCUUCUUCUUGCUGGGAAAUCUAUAAAAUCGCCAUUAACCUUCAUUUCUGGUUAUAAUUAGAGGCGGGUUUAUGCGUAUUUUGCUAUUAGCAGCGGCGGCGGCGGCGGCUCUGUUUUCGGAUUACCUUCGUUUUCUGUUGUUGACUUGUGGGGGACGCGGGAAGGUUCAAUAAUGGCUAAUCGGGGAGGAGGGUCGUCUCAAGGUGGGGGAGGAGAUGGACUGUACACCGAGCUUUGGAAGGCAUCGGCUGGGCCUCUUGUGGAAGUUCCUCGAGUUAAUGACAAGGUUUUCUACUUCCCUCAAGGCCACAUGGAACAGUUGGAGGCAUCUCCAAAUCAUGAACUGAAUCAGAAACAACCCUUGUUUAAACUUUCCUCCAAAAUUCUCUGCCGUGUUGUUGAUGUUCGCCUGCUGGCUGAGCAGGAAACAGAUGAGGUUUAUGCACAGAUAACUUUAAUGCCUGAUUCAAAUCAAGAGGAACCUACAAACCCUGAUCCUUCGCCACCAGAGUGUCGAAAACCGAAAGUCCAUUCAUUUUGCAAGGUCUUGACUGCUUCUGAUACUAGCACCCAUGGAGGAUUCUCCGUGCUUCGUAAACACGCCACGGAAUGCCUGCCUCCAUUGGAUAUGACCCAACAGACCCCAACUCAAGAACUUGUAGCCAAAGAUCUUCAUGGUUACGAGUGGCGAUUCAAGCAUAUCUUUAGGGGUCAACCACGAAGGCAUUUGCUAACGACGGGAUGGAGCACGUUUGUUACUUCGAAAAGACUAGUUGCUGGUGAUUCUUUUGUGUUCUUGAGAGGGGAAAAUGGGGAAUUACGAGUCGGAGUGAGGCGUCUUGCUCGCCAACAAACCAGCAUGCCUUCAUCUGUGAUUUCAAGUGACAGCAUGCACUUAGGAGUGCUUGCUACUGCCUCUCACGCCGUGUCAACUCUAACUCGCUUUGUUGUCUAUUAUAAGCCAAGGGCGAGCCAGUUUAUCGUCAGCUUGAAUAAGUACAUCGAAGCAAUGAACAGGAAGUUCUUAGUUGGGAUGAGAUUCAAGAUGAGAUUCGAGGGAGAGGAGUCUCCCGAGAGAAGGUUUUCGGGUACCAUUGUCGGAGUUGACGACAUAUCUCCUCACUGGCCCAAUUCGAAAUGGCAAUCGCUAAGAAUUCAAUGGGAUGAACUUGCAUCUAUUCCUCGACCUGAUAGAGUUUCGCCAUGGGAGAUUGAACCUUUUGUGGCGCCUACGUCCCCGAGCAUUCCGCAAUCGGUUUCGGUAAAGAAUAAAAGGCUUCGGCCUCCACUUGACAUUCCAGAUUCUGAUAAUUCAACCGUAACAACUCUACGACAUCCAGGAUCAACUCAAUCACAUGACGAUAGGGCACAGCUUAGCAUUGCUGCGUCUGAAAUGAAACGAUUUGAAAAUCACGCAACGUGGAAUUACAAGCAAACUGAUGUUAGCAGCAUUGGGAAUUCUGUAUCAAGGACCCCAAAGGAGGGCUCUUGGUUAGCUUCCCCAAAUGGGAGUGUUUCGCAGCAUCGAUUACAGAAUUUGACAGAUGACCGAAACAGCAGUUAUGUUUGGUCAACCGUCUUCUCGGGAGCGCCAGUAGCACAGUCGACAUGUCGAGCUCCACACCCAUCUAAUCCAAAGAGCAGCGACCAAGUUAACGAUCUUGGGGAAAAGGGGAGGAAAACUGAGGUGGCUCCAAGCUGUCGCUUGUUCGGGAUCGAUAUCAUCGGUCAUUCUAAGAGCCCAGUUCCACCCGAAAUGGCUGCUGAUCAACCGAUUAGCGCACCAAAUGAAAUCACUGAUGCAGAGCAGAACUCAGACCAGCCAAAGGCUUCUAAAGAAAGAAAAUUAGGACUUUUACAAGUACCUCCUAAAGAGAUCCAGCACAAGCAGAGCAGCUCGACCAACAGCCGAAGUCGUACCAAGGUUCAAAUGCAGGGGAUGGCUGUCGGACGUGCUGUGGACCUUACGAUGUUGGAAGGGUAUGGCCAACUCAUUGACGAACUGGAAAAGAUGUUCGAUAUCAAGGGAGAACUUCACCCACGUGAUAAGUGGGAGAUUGUCUUCACAGACGACGAAGGAGAUACAAUGCUCAUGGGCGAUUACCCGUGGCAGGAAUUCUGUAACAUGGUGAGAAGAAUAUAUAUAUGGUCGAGUCAGGAUGUGAAGAUGAUGAAUUCGGUUAGCAAACUCACAAUGUCUGCAAUGGAAUGCGAUGGAACGGUAAUAACCUCGGAGUCGGCCGACAGCUGAAGCUCGAAGUACAUCGCUUCGGAAACUUAAAUAAUCUUUUGGGUUAGUCUUUUGUUGUUUGUCUAUGAAAAAAAAAGAA
This is a messenger RNA of Cucurbita maxima (winter squash), 2672 nucleotides long. Its product is annotated as auxin response factor 9-like. Gene Ontology annotation, molecular function: DNA binding; protein binding. NCBI's taxonomy places the organism in Eukaryota, Viridiplantae, Streptophyta, Magnoliopsida, Cucurbitales, Cucurbitaceae. Gene Ontology annotation, cellular component: nucleus. The record is from RefSeq and is a predicted model, not a curated record. The transcript has 14 exons. Gene Ontology annotation, biological process: response to hormone; regulation of DNA-templated transcription. The coding region runs from base 515 to 2593 and encodes 692 amino acids.